Molecule: messenger RNA, 3326 nt
Organism: Neodiprion virginianus
Lineage: Eukaryota; Metazoa; Arthropoda; Insecta; Hymenoptera; Diprionidae
Product: laccase-2-like
Exons: 8
Coding region: 726-2225 (499 amino acids)
Biological process (GO): iron ion transport
Cellular component (GO): plasma membrane
Molecular function (GO): copper ion binding; oxidoreductase activity
Source: RefSeq, a predicted model, not a curated record
AAGGCGUAUUUAGGUUGUUUUCUAGUCUACGUCCUGUAUGUAGCCAUUUGCGGCAGUCACGGAUUGUAAGUACGGAAAAUACUUUAGUAUUUCAGAUUUGAACUCUGUACUUAACAAGUUUCUACACUAACAUGUAGUUACAAUUGUCCGUUUUAAAACUUUGUUACAUUGUUGUACCGGAACUCGACAAAAAUACAGUACACGUUAUUGGCUCGACAAAAAUCAUUCUUCACUUGUAUUACAAUUCACUUUACAGUUUCAAUGAUUCAUAUUACAAAGUUCUAAUGUAUUAGGAUGGCGCAACAUUAUACCGCUAAAUUGUCGCAUAUCAGUAGAAAAAAAGAGCUUAAAAAAUAUUUACUCUGAAUUGAAAUGUUCUUAAAGCCUCAUCUCUGAUUCCACUUGACAGACAACUUCAUCCCAAGAUUAGGUUCGUGUUACAUAUGUUUUGAUUAAUUUCAGCGUCUGUUAUGCAUCCCACGGGAAUAACACCAUCCUACCUGACUGCCCGGAAGGUUAUUUCGAUAACGGAGUUCUGGGUAUCAACGGGAUGUCUCCAGGUCCACAAAUCGAGGUAUAUACUGAUCAUUCCAAGCAGCAAAUCACACCUGCAAACCAUGUAUGAGAGUUAACGAAUAAUUACUGCUGAACCGUAUUAUCGUCCGUAGAUUUGCCUGGGAGACACAUUGGAGGUGAUCCUGAAGAACGAUUUGGGCACUACGGAAAUGUCUUUGCAUUGGCAUGGACUUUCCCAGAAGGGUUCAGCUCACAUGGACGGUGUUCCGAUGGUGACGCAGUGUCCAGUAUUGCCUUUUUCGAGUUUCCGAUACGAGAUGAAGCCGGAUAUAGCAGGGAGUUACCUUUACUAUGCUCAAUCAGCACCGCAGCAGGGUGAUGGAAUUUACGGGGCGCUUAUAGUUCGUGAACCAGGGAGUGACCCAAACGCCGAAAAGACAUUGUUAAUAUCGACGAGGCUCGAAGCACCUUUGACCCAGCUCUGGCCUGAAGUUUCAGCGCCGACGGAUCUUUUGGUGAACGGUCAGAGCGAUGGCUACCGGAUAUCUGUUGAUCGGAAUCGGCGCUAUCUUAUGCGUUUGAUCAAUGCAAAUGCUAUCGCGUGUCCGGUCGUAUUGUCAAUUGCGGAUCAUAAACUUCUAGCCGUUGCAGUCGACGGUGGAAAAGUUGAUAGCCGGACCCCUGCUUCUCACGUCGUGCUCUUCCCGGGUGAAAGAUUCGAUUUGACAUUGGAAACAAAUCAGGCAUCUGGCAGAUAUUUGGUCAAAGUUCAGGGCAUGGGAGAGUGCAAGGAUCUGUUCCACGCGGCAUCUUUGGACUACGAAGAGUCUUCGAAAUCUUCGACGAUUAUCGGAUCUGCGAUUCGUUUGUCCGAGGAUGUCAUCGUGUCGCUGGAAAAAGGCCACAAGUGUUACCGAGUGUCUAGAGGCAUACUGUGUUCCCUGGAUACGAGAGGAUUCGCUGACAAGUCGAUCCAGAAUCACCCCGGCGAAACAGUUUAUGUUUCCUUCGACGUCAACACCCUGGGCGACAUCACCGACGAAAUGACUGACUUCAAAUACAACAUUUAUGGCUUUAGCCACUAUCCCACGUACCUGAGUCUGUCGACGACUGAGGCAAGAAUUCCUCAAAUCAAUGGGAUGACAUUCAGAUAUCCUCCAUCCCCGAUACUCAGUCAGCCGGAAAACACGCCGGAUGAUAUUCUCUGCUCACUCGAGGCGAAGUCUGAGUUUUGCGAAAACACACCCCGGUUCUGCGAGUGUCUACAAAUCUUCGAAGUGCCUGUUAACGAGACAGUCGAAUUAGUCAUCAUAGACGAAGGAUUUGGUGGAAAUGCUUCCCAGACCUUCCACGUCCACGGUUACCAGCUGAGUGUCGUUGGCGCUGAUAGCUUCGAAAAGCCCGUGACGAAGGCAGAGGUCAAAGCUCUUGAUCUCAGUCAAGGAUUGCCCCGCAACUUGUCGAAUCCUCCGAAAAAAGAUACUUUUACAGUUCCUAACAAGGGUUACGCCAUUGUUCGUUUCCGUACUGAUAAUAUUGGAUACUGGCUCUGGGAGGCAAGAAGCACUGGAAUAUCACCUACGACGUCCAGUCCUGGUAUGCAAUUUUUGAUGCAGGUCGGUUCCCGCGAAAACAUGCCGACAGUACCAAUAGAUUUUCCGUCAUGUGGGAAUAAUAAAAAACCGGAUAUGAUAUUUGAGAUUAAUUAAAUAAAAUUAUGCAUAAUUAUUAUUUAGAUUCUUAAAUUGUACAUUUAUAUACAUUCUAUUUAUUCAUUGUUCUGUAAUUUAUACAUGUUCCAUGUAACAGUUAGUAAACAAUGCAGGCAUUUAAUUUUGCAGUGUAGUUAAAAAAAAGUAUUUUACUCACUUUAGUCUCUCAGUUUAAAGUAUCUCGAAACUUGGAAGUAAGAAGUCAAAGCGUUUCUUCAGUUAACGCUGAGGGAGUCGAGUUUUUGUACAAGGAAUUAAAAAAAUUCUACCUAUUUAUAUGCGGCUAAUGUAGUUCAUCAAUUCCACACCAGGGCGUUAUAUUUUUGACUAGCCGGUGACGCUGUCUUGCAUAAAAUUUAUAAAUCACAAAAAAUACAAUGGAAUAGUUUCCAAGUGAUUUGUGACUGUGCGUAGGCAACCAUCAAUUCACAAGCGUUAAGGAGUAGAGAAAUUGCCUACAUACAGGCGUACACCGAAAUAUAUGGAUUGUUAUGCUUGAGGUAAACAUUUUUUAAGUUUUUUCAUUACUACUUAUGUAAGGUUUGAUACUCGAAAACAAUAGUGCUAAAGCUGAAAUUUGAAUUCACAAAUUAUCCUUCUACCAAUAAGUAACACAAUCGAGCUUGGACACGGAAUAAAAUAGAAAUGAUCUUAAACGCCACUCAAGAUGUAUUAGACAUAUGCGGACACACCUCGUUUGGACAAAAGGGACCAGGCAUUGAAAAAUUUCGAAUUUUUUCAUCUCUUUUUCAUAUCCUGUUACUAUAAUCUCUACCAAAGAUUUUGGCGCAAGAAAAACUGAAAAAUUCGCAAUAUUGAGCUCAGGGGGACUCGGAAGGCUUUGACGAUUGAAAAUGGAGUAAACAUAUUCAAUACACGCUUAUGAAAAAUUGAAAAAACACACCUGAUUUUCCUCAUUUUCAAGAUAUUUGUCACAUGUUUGUCGAUGAAAAUCAGUGGUAUUAGUAAAAAAACUAUGAAUAAUUAAGGAUGAUAUUGAGCGUUGAAGACAACCGUGAGUCUAAAGUUUGGGCGUAAUAUGUAUAUUCGCACAUUUUUUUCGCAAAACAACGUCUUUCGUUAGUUUUGCCAUGAUAA